Molecule: messenger RNA, 3194 nt
Organism: Harpia harpyja (harpy eagle)
Lineage: Eukaryota; Metazoa; Chordata; Aves; Accipitriformes; Accipitridae
Product: holocytochrome c-type synthase
Exons: 7
Coding region: 137-955 (272 amino acids)
Biological process (GO): cytochrome c-heme linkage
Cellular component (GO): mitochondrion
Molecular function (GO): holocytochrome-c synthase activity
Source: RefSeq, a predicted model, not a curated record
CGUCGUGCUGCUCCGGGGGCCGGCCGCGGAGCCGCGGGCCGGGCCGGGCCGAGCCGAGCUGGCGGCGGCGGCGGCGGCGGCUUCUGGCGACGCGCCGCGCGAAAUUUGAUCUAAAAAGACCCGGUGCGCGGAAGCCAUGGGUUUGUCUGCGUCCUCCCCGGCUGCUGCAGGUCAGUCGCCAAAUGCAUCCAAGCAAUAUCAGACGGCGUCUCCGCCUUCAGAAUGUCCUAUGCAUCAGGAAAAAAUGAGUGGUUGUCCCAUGCACAUGAAGACUCCUGAUCAUAGAACUGAGAAUGCAGACGAUGUUCCUGCACAUCAAGAAAGAGCGUAUGAAUUCGUAGCAUGUCCAGUGAAGUCUGGUGCAUCUCAAAUGAAAGAUGACAUAGAUCCCAGCAACAUGAUGCCUCCUCCUAAUCAGCAGCCAUCCCCAGGUCAACCAUUUCCAUUGUCAACUGUUAGAGAAGAAUCUUCCAUUCCUAGAGCACAUUCUGACAAGAAAUGGGUCUACCCUUCAGAGCAAAUGUUCUGGAAUGCAAUGAUAAGAAAAGGGUGGAGGUGGAAAGAUGAUGACAUAACAGGUGAAGACAUGACCAACAUCAUUAAGAUUCACAACCAAAAUAAUGAACAAGCUUGGAAGGAGAUUUUGAAGUGGGAAGCUCUUCAUGCUGUGGAAUGUCCAUGUGGACCAUCACUGAUGCGGUUUGGAGGCAAAGCGAAGGAGUAUUCACCAAGAGCCAGAAUACGUUCAUGGAUGGGAUAUGAACUUCCCUUUGACAGACAUGAUUGGAUUGUUGACCGAUGUGGAAAAGAAGUGAGAUACGUUAUUGAUUACUAUGAUGGUGGAGCAGUAGAUAAGAACUACCAGUUCACUAUCCUUGAUGUUCGCCCUGCGUUUGACUCUCUCACGGCUGUGUGGGACAGAAUGAAGGUAGCUUGGUGGCGGUGGACUUCGUAACUACUCCUGUGGUGUGUAGUCGAAAAGUAAACCGCUUUCCUCCUAGACUAAGGAUAAGUGAAUACCAGGACUUGAAAUAGAAGUUCACUGCAGCUAUAAUUUUCAUCAUCACCACUGUUCUUUGGGGGUGGGAAGGGAGGAUGGGGAAAUCCAUUGUUAAGCACACCGAUGCUUCAUGGUGUUUUGAAUGAAAUAAUAAAGUUACAGUAGCAAAAACAUGUAUCUUAAUUCUCUUAAGAGCUGGGAAAUCUUUUCUUAUUUUGUCAGAGAUUCUGCAUAAGCUUGCAUUUCAUGACUCCAGUGCUGCACCAGAUACAUGAGGUUUCUGAUUCUGACUGGAGUUUUGAGUCUUACUUAAAUCGUGAAGACUGGAAAUUUCAUACCUGGUUUCACGUAGUUACAGUAUUUGGAUACUUAGAUGAUGAAUAAAGGGUGAAAGAUCUGUAUUGUUUAAAACUGCAUGUUUUCUUAACUAUAUAAACCCAUGUAUUUGUUUUCAUAUGGGCACUUUACCUGUUCAAAUACAUGCUUCCUCAGAAGACUUUAGUAAAGUUUAUUCUGUUGAAGGAAGUAUAGCGUAGUAUGACUGUUUUUAAAGGUAUGGUAAGUUGAAAGGAGAAUAUACUCAUGCCUUAAUCUGCAAUUUAUCUUUGAACAGAAGAACAUCUGUUAGAAGGAAAUGAGUGUCAGUUACUUUUAAAACAACAUUUCUAAAAGGAGAUAAAAUUGGUAUUUAAUGGCUAUUUAUUUAAGUAUUGAAAAGGUUUGUUUUCUGAUGUAAGAAAACUGUAUUCUUCUAGUAUUUUCAUGUCUUUAAUGUGUGUCUCGUGUAAUGCAUUCAGGACAGAAUUAAGCCUUACUUAAAGAAACUGUCAUGCAGUGCAUCUGUAUUUUGUAUCUUGGCUUCAUCAACUGUACCAUAGCAUGUUAUUUUUAUAUCAUAGGGAAUCGCACAAGAGUGUAUGACUGAACAGUCAUACACAUUUCUGCAUGGUGGUUAUAGUGAGACAUAUUACAGGUGUGUAUAUAACUUGGCUAAAAGGAUAUCAAAAGUGCCAAGAAAUAAGGCUGAUUUGAGCGUUAAGAGUGAUGCAUGUUAAUGUUGUGUGGCUUAAAGGUUUGAUUAAUGUUUGUGCUUAAUAAGGGAAACUAACUUUUUUUUUUAAGUCUUCCACUGUAAUAGCUUGAAAUUUGCAUGGCUUGGUAAAUUUCAGGUGCCAUAUACCCCUAAAUUUAAAUUAUUCCUCCGUUUUAGCAUAUAUUACUCUUGAGAAUGAGUCCUCCAUGCAAAGGGAGGGAAUGGAAGGAGUAAGAGAGUAUCUUACUGUAGCUUCUCAAAUGGGAAAAGCUUUCUUCAUUUAACUUCACAACCUUAACCAGAAACCAGCUGUACAUUCAUUUUCUGAAAGUGGUUAUUUUUAACUGACAUUGGAAGGUGGUGGUUUUUUGUGGUUUGUUUGUUUGGGUUUUUUUCCUGAGGAGAAAGCCCCAUGAUGUUUCAGUCACGUAACUUCCCAUUUUGGAAAAAAUUAUUCAGGGAAGCUUCCAUACUUUAAGGUACUAAUGGAGAUGGAUGGUUCCCACUUCAGAGGCAACUGUACUGCAUGGUAGGAAUAAAUAUUACCCGGAAGUCCAGAAUCCUAAGAGAAAAUGACGCUCUUACCCCAUCCACUUUCCUCAUUCCUUUUUCACCUUUUUAGUGAUUCCUAUAUAUAUAAAAAUGAAAAACACUUUGGGGCAAACCCCCCCCCCCCUCCAUCUGGGUAGGCAAUGUAUAUAUGAGAGAUGGGAGAAGCGUGUGAGCUUGUAUGAAGCAUAUCUGAUAAUGAAAGAGCUGCUCCUCUCUGUUCUAACAGUAAAGACUGAGGCUUACUGCUUUUUGGGGUGGGGUUUUUUGUUUGGUUCAUUUAUGUGUACGUUUGGUAACUUGAUAUACGCAGAAUUCUGCAUUUCUCAGAACUAAAUAUGGAAAAGGUACACCAAUGUAGGGAGUGCUUCAGAAGCUUCAAAAGAACGAGUUUGCUUUGUUGAUUUUGGAAGCAUGAUAUUGAGUGCAUUAUGGAAAUUGUAAUUGCUGCUAAAUCUGGUGAAAGGUGUCACAUGCCAUUUCAUGUGUUUACUGUCUUCUGUUAUGUUCCAUCUCACAUAGGUUCAAAAUUGUUCUUUUCUGUGCUACUGUUAAUGAGAUGUACUUUGUCAUCAAACAAAAAGGAGAACCAAAUAAAUAUACUUUUCUUAA